CCCAACUCUCGCGCCAGAAUUCUAUGUCGUCUCCUAACCCAGCUUAAUUAGGCCAAUACACCAGAAAUGAACUCCUGACUCCUAAUAUCAUAUCAUCAUCAAUGGCUGAACUCCCAGCCCAUCUCUCUGCAAAGAAAUUGUUGAUACUCCUCAAAUCCCAGAAAAACACCAAGAAUGCUCUGUCGCUCUUCGACUCAGCUACCCACCAUCCAAACUACAACCACACUCCCAUCGUCUACCAUCACAUCCUUCGCCGACUCACUGAUCCCAAACUCGUCAAUCACGUUACUCGAAUCAUCGAUUUAAUCCAAACCCAGAAAUGUAGCUGUUCUGAAGAUAUUGCUUUGACUGUUAUCAAAGCUUACACUAAGAAUUCCAUGGCUGAGCAAGCUCUUAAUAUUUUUAAGGAAAUGCCCCAGAUUUUCGGGUGUCAACCGGGUAUAAGAUCGUAUAACUCAAUGCUCAAUUGCUACGCACAAUCUAAUCAGUGGGAUAAGGCUGAGUCUUUCUAUAAUUAUUUUCAGACAUCGGGUGUUAUACCCAAUUUAGAAACUUUCAAUGUUUUGAUUAAGAUUUCGUGUCGGAAACGACAGUUUGAUAAGGCACAGAAGCUUUUGGAUUGGAUGUGGAGUCAUGGAAUAUUUCCAGAUAGUUAUAGUUAUGGGACUUUGAUCCAUGGACUUGUGAAAUGUGUUAAAUUAUCGGAUGCGUUGAAGGUGUUUGAUGAAAUGUCUGUGAGAGGUCUUACCCCUGAUGUCACUUGUUACAAUAUUUUGAUUGAUGGGUAUUUGAAAUCUGGUCUUGUUGAUGAAGCGAAAGAGAUUUUCCAUAGGCUAGUUACUGAUUCUGCAGUUUAUCCGAAUGUGGUGACUUACAAUGUCAUGAUCAAUGGCCUGAGCAAAUGUGGUCAUGUUAGUGAGAGUUUGGAGUUUUGGCGGCGUAUGAGAGUAAAUGAGCGAACAUUAGAUGUGUUUACUUACAGUAGUUUGAUUAAUGGACUAUCCAAGUCAGGAAAUGUCAAAGAGGCUUCAAUGGUUUAUGCAGCGAUGAUUGAGAGUGGGCUUCUUCCUGAUACUGUUACUUGCAAUGUUAUGCUUCAUGGAUACUACAAAGCUGUAAUGACGGAAGAGUUUUUCAAGUUAUGGGAGUUUAUGACAAAAGAGGAUCUUGUUAAUACCGCAAGUUUUAACAUUUUCAUUAGGGGCUUGCUUGAAAACGGGAAGGUGGAUGAAGCACUAUCUAUUUGGGAAUUACUGCCUGAGAAAAGUUGUAGUAGUGAUUCGACAACAUAUGGUGUCCUGAUUCAUGGGUUGUGUAGAAAUGGAUACCUAAACAAGGCUCUAUCAAUCUUGAAAAGGGCAGAGGAUGGAGGUAAGGCAGAUGUUUAUGCCUAUACACCAUUAAUUAAUGCACUGUCUAACAGCGGAAGGCUUAUGGAAGCUGUAAGUCUGGUAGAUAUAAUGGCUGACCGUGGACAUAUUUUGAAUUCCUAUGUUUUCAAUGCUUUAAUAAAUGGGUACAUCCGAGAAUCAAAAAUAGAGAAGGCCAUUACAGUUUAUAAGGAAAUGGUCAGUAAGGGUUGUUCACCAACACCUGUUACGUAUAAUAUCUUGAUAAAUGGUUUGUGUAAAUCAGAAAGAUUUGAAGAUGCAUAUAUUCAGGUAAAGGAUAUGCUGGAGAAAGGUUUUAAGCUAGACUUGAUUUCUUACAGCUUGUUGAUAGAUGGUCUUUGUCGAAGUGGGAAGAUGAACAAGGCACUUCAGUUGUGGUGUCAGAUUCUAGGAGAAGGUCAUAAACCUGAUAUAACCAUGCAUAAUAUUAUUAUUCAUGGACUUUGCUCUGAUGGAAGACUAAACGAUGCAGUGCAGUUAUUUUCAAAUAUGAGGUGCAUGGACUGCACACCCAAUCUCGUUACCUAUAAUACGCUAAUGGAAGGAUUUUAUAAAACUGGUGACUGUGAAAUGGCAGCUGCGAUCUGGGCCUGCAUUCUGAAAAAAGGAAUUCAUCCAGAUAUCAUCUCAUACAAUAUUGUCUUGCAUGGACUUUGUUCCAGCCACAGAAUAUUAGAUUCCAUAGGGUUUUUACAUCAUGCGGUUCAUAGAGGAGUAAUUCCUUCUGUUGUUACAUGGACUAUCCUUGUGAGAGCUGUUUUUAGUUAUGGCAUUCUAUGAUUAUGGAUGUUGCAAACCAAAGAAGAACAGUGGUCAGUGGUUAAAGGUGAAAGAUCUUCUACAAGUGAUGAAUACUACUUUCUACUGCGAGGUUGUCAUACUAUGAAAUCCAGUUUCCAGAUAAGGCCAAGGCUUCAG
Spinacia oleracea (spinach) is the source of this 2309-nucleotide messenger RNA. RefSeq names its product pentatricopeptide repeat-containing protein At3g09060. NCBI's taxonomy places the organism in Eukaryota, Viridiplantae, Streptophyta, Magnoliopsida, Caryophyllales, Amaranthaceae. Gene Ontology annotation, molecular function: mRNA binding; protein binding. The coding region runs from base 102 to 2171 and encodes 689 amino acids. The record is from RefSeq and is a predicted model, not a curated record. The transcript has 2 exons.